Molecule: messenger RNA, 1274 nt
Organism: Daldinia caldariorum
Lineage: Eukaryota; Fungi; Ascomycota; Sordariomycetes; Xylariales; Hypoxylaceae
Product: small regulatory subunit of acetolactate synthase
Exons: 2
Coding region: 268-1212 (314 amino acids)
Biological process (GO): branched-chain amino acid biosynthetic process
Cellular component (GO): mitochondrial nucleoid; acetolactate synthase complex
Molecular function (GO): acetolactate synthase regulator activity
Source: RefSeq, a predicted model, not a curated record
GAAUUUAUGGGGCAACAAAACAAAGCUCCGGGAUUCGGAGCUAACCUGGACCAUUUCGGUCAUUGAACCCAAACAUUUUUAUUCCAUGGGCAAUUUUAUACUUAUACUAAUCCCUAGCCACAAUUUUCCAUCUCUCUCUAAGUGGUGAGUCAAGUUGGUAGAAACUUUUACCAAUUGAGCCCCCGUCAGAACUCUUGUCAGGUUUCGAGGACUGCCAUUUCUGAUCAGAGAGCUUUUCGAGUUCUCGUUUACGGUCAGAAAAAAACCAUGGCGUCCCGUACACUUGUUCAAGCCAAUUGCUUCAAGGCUAUCGCCGCGAGCGUACGAGCCAUUCCCCAGACUUCUUCAAGAUGGAGCUCGAGUAGCAGUUCUACUUCUGCCAUCGCAUACAAAGCUCUUCGUCGCCGUCAAGCUCCUCUCCCUACCAACGACACACCGUCAUCAUGGUCUGCGCAAGCAGCCGUCUCCAAUAUUCUCUACGAAACCCCAACACCCUCGAUGGCCCCGCCGAAACGUCAUAUUCUCAACUGCUUGGUUCAAAAUGAGCCCGGUGUCUUGUCCCGAGUUUCUGGUAUUCUGGCAGCGCGUGGUUUCAACAUCGACUCUCUGGUCGUGUGCAGCACCGAAGUGGAAGACCUCUCCCGUAUGACAAUUGUCCUUACGGGACAAGACGGUGUGGUCGAACAGGCGCGACGGCAAUUAGAGGACCUAGUACCCGUUUGGGCUGUUCUAGACUACACAAACUCUGCUCUAGUCCAAAGAGAAUUGCUGCUUGCCAAGGUUAAUAUCUUGGGGCCGGAAUACUUCGAGGAGUUGCUAGCGCAUCACCGCGAAAUGACGGCCGAGGCCGACGCACUGGAGGCAGGCGAUAAGACCUUGGAGGACACUGCCCAAGACUUCCAUCCGAGUAAGAUGGUAGCCAGUCAAGCCCUGAGACUCAAGCAUGAGCAUCUCAAGUCUAUCACUUACUUCGCACACCAGUUUGGAGGCAAGGUUUUAGAUAUUAGCACAAGUAGCUGUAUCGUUGAAGUGUCUGCCAAACCGGUUAGGAUUGAUUCAUUCCUAAAACUGAUUGCUCCGUUCGGAAUUCUAGAAUCGUCUCGGACUGGUCUUAUGGCAUUGCCUCGAUCCCCUCUAUAUGGCCCUGAUGAGGAGACCAUUGUUAAAGAGGCAGAUGAGAUUGUGGACGCCAGCCAGCUACCACCCGGAUAAGCUGCGGUUCAAGUAGAGGUUAGGCGUUAGUGGUCAGCAAAAAAAAUACUAGCUUGCUUUGA